GCUAUACCAUCAAGCGAGAAAAGGAAUUAUAGCAAAAAAAAUCACCUGACUGAAAUUGAAGAUAAAUAAUAAUGCCACAACAACCGUGCAGAGAUUGUGGUAGCUUGAAUAUCGAUCACGAUAGUUCAUCCGGUAGCUCAUAUUGUGCAAACUGUGGUAUCGUCUUUGAGGAAUCCAAUAUCGUCGCAGAUGUUGGAUUUACAGAGUCAUCUUCUGGACAAGCGCAUGUAACGGGUACACUAGUUGCUCAUGAUGCUACCGGAACAAGCAGAGAAUCGAGAGAUAAGACAAUACAAGAAGGUAAACGUCGCGUCAGACAACUCGCGGCCGCUCUUAGAAUAUCAGAAGCUGUAGCGGAAUCUGGAGAGCGAAUAUACACGCUAGCAGUACAAAAUAAUUUCAUAAGAGGUCGUAAAGCGGUCUACAUAGUAUCAGCUUGUCUAUAUGCUGCCUGUCGUUUACAGAAGGAUUCACACAUGCUGAUUGACUUCAGUGAUUUCUUACAAAUUAACGUAUUCGCACUCGGUACUACCUACCUACGUCUGGUUGAAAGGCUUGACUUGAAAUUACCUGAAAUGGAUCCAUCUAUUUACAUUCAAAGGUUCGCAUCUUUGUUAGAAUUCGGUCAAGAAACUCAAAGGGUAGCGAGUGAUGCUACAAGACUUUGUCGACGUUUUGAUGAAGAUUUUAUCAGUCAUGGUCGUCGUCCAGCAGGUAUCUGUGGUGCUGCACUACUCCUAGCAGCUCGUAUGAACAAUUUUAGAAGAUCUGUUGAAGAGAUCGUACAAGUUGUAAAAAUUGCUGACGUCACUGUUCAAAAGCGUCUUGACGAGUUUAGUAGAAGUACAGCAGGUGAUCUUACCAUCGAGGAUUUCCGUGAUGAUCAACACUGGCAUAAUAACAGAGCUAACGAGGAAGCGUUACCACCAACAUUCUACAAAGCUAGACGUAAAGAGAAGAUUGAAGAGGAAGCUGCUGCGAAACCUGAGAGCGAAUUAGCCCAAAAGCUUCAAAGAGCUAAGGAGAAGAAGCGUAAUCUUGAAGCCUCAACACGUCCAAAGAGAAAAAGAAAUGAUCCAAUUCAUAAACAAUUUGAAGACUAUUAUGAAACUAUAUGUGGUGUCAGUGGCGUGUUAGAGGAUUUUACACCACAGAAAAUAAGCAAAGGAAUAGAGAAGGCUCGUGAGGAUAGAGCUCGUUAUAAGCAGCAGAAAUCACGGCAAGACGACGAUGAUUAUUCAGGCUCUGAAAUAUUUGAAUUGGAGUCAGAAGAUGGUGAUGAUGGCAAUACAUAUAGUAGGACUUCUAUCAGAAAAUCCGAUAGACUUCUGCGUAAUUCAGAAGAACCAAGUUAUGUAUAUCCGGGUGAGGAUGAAGUAAAUGAUGAACAGGCUUACGAACAAGGUAUCAGCAAUCAACCAGCAAAGCUCAGAGAUAUCAGUAUCAAUCAUGUGGUUACUACUCCGAUAAACAAUGAUCCCGAGACUCCUUCUAGAGAUGAGGAAGAAGAAGAAGAACGAGGAGAGCGAGGAGAACAGGAAGAAGAGGAAGAAGGAGAAGAAGAAGAAAGGAAGGAUGUUGAACUUGAGGAGGAACUUGAUAUAGAUCACAAUGAAAAAGAUGAUGAAGACAAUGAAGAGGAAGUUCUUGACACCAAGGAGGAUGAAAACGGUGCGGAGGUCAUCAAUGAUGAAAAUAUCGAUAUGGAAAAAGCUCAUAAUACACCCAACCAACCUGAUGACGGAACUGUAGAAGAAGCAGGUUCACCAUCCGCCGCCCCAUUAUCCGAGCAACAACCCGGAGAAGAUGAUUCUAACGAGAAGGAUGAGAAUGAAAAAUAUGAUGACAAAGAAGGUGAAGAAGUAGUCGAAGAACCAGGUGACCCGGAUGUUAAAUCUUCAGCUCCAAAUGAAGAUGAUGAAGGAAUAACGCAAGAGAUAACACAAGCACUUGGUGAUCCAAACAUUCGCUCGCUUGCAAACACACUCGAUAAUGUUGAUGAGAGACGUAGAAUCGAGCUUGAAAGGAGGAACGCAAACGUCGAUGAAUUACAAGGUCUAGAUGAAUCUGAAUUAGAUGAUAUGAUUCUAGGAGAAGAUGAGGUUCGAGUUAAAGAGAGAAUAUGGAUGGAAUUUAACAAGGAUUAUCUAGAAAAGAUUGCCCUUCACCAGGCUACUGGUCAAGAUCAGCAGAAGAAACCUCGUCGUAAGAAACGUAAAGCUAAAGACCAAUCAGCAAAACCAGAGAAUGCAGCUGAAGCGGCAUCACAAGUACUCAAGCAGCGUAAGAUUUCCAAGAAAAUUAAUUACAAUGCGCUCGAUGGACUCUUUAAGAAGGACACAGGCACACCCGAAAUUAAUAGUCUUGCACCUGGAGAAGUAGAUGAUAAGGAUGAUGAUAAAGAAGAUGCGAAAGAGGAUGAAGAAGAAGAGGGCGAAGACCAAACAGCACUUGAAUAUGGUGCAGAAUUUUCUGAUAAUGAUAUGGAUUAAUUGUUGUUUAUAUAGAUAGCUGUUGUAUACUUAUCUAAUUUAUCUAAUUUGUUAAUG
Messenger RNA from Wallemia mellicola CBS 633.66, 2549 nucleotides. Its product is annotated as BRF1-domain-containing protein. Gene Ontology annotation, cellular component: transcription factor TFIIIB complex; nucleus; transcription preinitiation complex. Gene Ontology annotation, biological process: transcription preinitiation complex assembly; transcription by RNA polymerase III; DNA-templated transcription initiation. The record is from RefSeq and is a predicted model, not a curated record. The coding region runs from base 72 to 2492 and encodes 806 amino acids. Gene Ontology annotation, molecular function: TBP-class protein binding; RNA polymerase III type 3 promoter sequence-specific DNA binding; RNA polymerase III general transcription initiation factor activity. Lineage: Eukaryota; Fungi; Basidiomycota; Wallemiomycetes; Wallemiales; Wallemiaceae. The transcript has 4 exons.